AUGACUACGCUGCCAGAUGAUCGAGAUCCAAAUGAAGGUGAAGACGAACGCGAUCGUAAACGAAAGUUAUUUUCAACAAAAUCGAAUGUUUCGAAAGAGAAAAGUAGUACAUUGUUGAUUGGCGCUGAAGCAAGCGAAGAAGCAUUAACAACUGCGCAAGAUUUCAAAAGUUUGCUAAGACCAAAGAAAAAGAAUGGCUUUAAAUUAAUAAAAACAAAAACGAAAGUUUCAUCCGAACAAAAAGAAAGACGAACAAGUUUGAAAGAUGAAAAACGAAAAUCAAAGGCAAAUCGUGAUAGUAUUGCAAGCACAGCAGCUUUAGUCGAACAACUUCGUCCAAUACUUGGUCUGACAUUAGAUGAAGCGAUUAAGCACAAUCCUCUUCAAAAUGAUGAUCUUGCAGUACCACGUUUCCUUGUUGAUUGUAUACAUAUUAUUGAACAAGGUCACGGGCAGGAUAAUGUGUAUCGGCAAGAACCAGUGAAAAUCAAACAACCGGCUGAUCUGGAAAACGCUUUAAAACAACCGUUAACACCCGCAUUUGCUGUCAGUUUACUAAAACGUUUUCUCAAAGAACUACCUGAACAAUUGAUUCCCCCUGAACAAAGCACAGGGAUGUUUAAAAUAAUAAACGAUCCAAGUGCUGAUGCAACGCGAUUCGCUGAAAUUCGUAAUCUCAUUCAGAAGAUCCCGAAGCCUAAUCGAGAUACGAUUCGUUUACUAUUUCUUCAUCUUCACGAUAUUAUCCAUCGAUUUAAUACCAUGUCACCAUCGCAAACGCCGUCAUCGAAAAACAGUGACUCAUCUUCUAUACCUGUUACAAUAGCUGCAUUGAUCAAGAGUAAAGAACGUACUGUUAAAUAUCUAAUUCAGCAUGCAACAGAUAUUUUCGAACGACCACGAACCUCAUCGACAUCACGAGUUUCAUUAAUAAAGAAUGUCUCACGUUCUUCCCUUCAUUCGGAAACGAUUGAAGAAUUGGAGGCCGAAUUAAACAAACAAGAAGCAUUACUGAAUAAAAUGCACGAAGAAAUGCAACAAUCACAACCAGUCUCAUCAACGUACGGGACAACAACACCAACUAAUGUAGAUAAAGAUAAAGAAGAACAAUUAUGGGCUCAACAACGGCUUGUCACAGCGUUGAAACGCAAAAUCAAACAAGAAACUCGUCGACUGCAACAAAAUCGUCUCUCAUCCUUUCUUGAACAUUCAGCAUCAACCACAGCUAGUGCAUCCGUUUCUCAAUCGACACCAUCGCAUCAACCAGAAGUCAUCUUAAUCGUUAAUAAACGCGAUGACGCAUCUAAACAUCAACAAACGCCAAGUACAGCGGAUGAAACAACGAAAACUACACCUGGUCCGAUAAGCCCAAAGCCUGUCCGACAACGUGAACGAAGUGGUGUAGAGACCGAUGAUGAUGACCUUCUUGCGCAGAUACAACGAGCCAUGGAUGGUACUCCUGGUGUAUUCGAAGAAGAAUUAUUGAAAGAAAAAAUCAUUGAAGCACGUCUUAUAGCUCGAUUGAAAACAAUAUACAAUUCAUUUAUGAAUGAAAAAGAAAACUUAACUAAACUAGAACAACAAAUGAGUGAAAAGCCAUUAGAUCUAUCAAAUAUAACUCCAGUCAUGACAACAGCGAGUGCGGAUCAUGAAACAUCAUCAAGUCAAACUGUAGAUAUUUUACAAGAACUGUUAAAUACGAUCAAACUAAAUAAUCAACUAGAGACAAAAAUCGAAGCGAUUAAACGUAAUAUCGAAAAUGAAAAUGAACGUAUUGAAGAACUAUGCGUUGACUUACGUUUCGGAAGAUUAUCGAGUAAAAUUCAUCUUCAUACCAAUACGAAUUCACUUCACUCGCCGGCAAAUCCACUUGUUCAAGUGACUAAACUCUGA
Adineta ricciae is the source of this 1893-nucleotide messenger RNA. The record is from the annotation of a GenBank genome assembly. NCBI's taxonomy places the organism in Eukaryota, Metazoa, Rotifera, Eurotatoria, Adinetida, Adinetidae.